AUGACUUUCGAAACCGAAUACAAGACGGAAGAUGUUGCUGCAACUUUGGUGCCAUCGGAUGAGAUCGAUACUACUUUCCGUUCCUCAUGUAUUGAUCUGAUAUCUGGAAGUCUUGGUGGAAAAGUACUUUCAUUCUCAGAUGAAUGGUUUGCGGAAGCAAAUAAUCUUCUCACUCCUACCCCGCCCAUCAGACAACCAGGAAAGAUGGUAUAUACUGGUGCCUGGUAUGAUGGAUGGGAAACACGUCGACAUAACACUGAACCCUUUGAUUAUGUUGUAAUUCGUCUCGGGGUUGCUUCCGGAACAGUUGAGGGAAUUGAAGUUGACACAGCUUUCUUCUCUGGAAAUAAUGCACCUGCUAUUUCCGUCGAGGGUGUGUUUAGUGACAAUGACGAAGAAGUCAUUGGAUGGAAAGGCGGUCGAGGAAAAUGGGAAACAAUUCUUGGUCUGCAAGAGUGUGGUCCUUCUCAAAGAUUCGGAUGGAAACUUGCCGUUCCAACCACAAAAGCGUACACGCACGUGAGGCUCAACAUGUACCCAGAUGGUGGAAUUGCUCGAUUUAGACUCUUUGGUCAUGCCAUACCUGUUUUCCCAGAAGAUAAGAAUGCCAUCUUUGAUUUGGCUGCCGCUCAAAAUGGAGGAGUUGCUGUUUCUUGUAGCGAUCAGCACUUUGGAGUUAUCGCCAACCUUAUAUUACCCGGACGUGGAAAGGAUAUGGGAGAUGGUUGGGAAACCAAGAGAUCCAGAGGAAAAGAUCAUGUGGAUUGGGCUAUCAUCCGAUUAGGAGCACCAGGAUCCAUCGAGAACUUGAUUGUUGAUACAGCAUUCUUCAGGGGCAACUUUCCUCAAAAAGUAAAGGUUGAGGCUGUAAACUGGAAUGGCGAAGGAGAGCCAGAUUGUUCAGCUGAAGGAUGGACUGCAGUUGUUGAGCCCAGUAAGACCAGUGCUGAUAAGGAGCAUGAAUUUGAAUCCUUGGUGAAGGAUAAAACCUUUACACAUGUCAAGCUAGUCAUGAUUCCUGAUGGAGGAGUUGCAUGCAGUCUUUCUGCUGUUGUGAUGGACAUCGAGGACCAUAAUGGUGAUAUAGGUGGAUUUGGGGAGGAGAGGGCAAAACCAAGACCACUGCCUGAUGAUUUGCCCAAGUCACUUGAUGAUCGAAAAAAUGUAUCGGCAGAGUAUGCACCUGAGACCGAGAUGUAUGAUGCAUGGCAAGGACAAUCGCAAUUCUUAACAAAUCCUGUUCUUGCUAAACCACUUGAGUUCAAGAAUCUCUCACUUGGAACUGACGAAUUCGAAGAUGAUAUUACAAAACAAAAGAUAGGGGAGAGUGACAACAGACUCAUGGAAAUGUUGGCCGCUCAAGCAGCACAUCGGGAUGGCUCAGCUAGUGAGGAUGAAGAUGCUGUCGCUACCGAUGAGAAGCUUUCACUCGAAGAGAAGAAGGAUAUAUUACAAAAGGCUUUGAAUAUGGCAGCUAGUAAUGGAGAUGUUGAUCGCAUAGAGAGGAUUCUUCAAGGUAAAGCAAAAGACCUUGUUGAUUUGGAUGCGCCGGAUGAAGAAGGUACAGCGCCAUUAAUAUACGCAAGUUGUUUUGGUCAUGAAGCCGUUGUAACAGCACUGUUAGAUGCUGGCGCCGAUGUCGACAAACAAGAUCGAAAUCAAUGGAGUGCUUUGAUGUGGGCAAUGACAAAUCGGCAUAAGGGUAUAGCGAAAGCACUUCUAGAUAGUGGCGCAUCUAGGGAUGUCAAAUCAUCGACGGGUAGAACAGCAUUCGACUUUAUCGCUCCAGAUAGUGAAAUUGCCGAUUACCUACAAGAUGGCGGUUAUCAUAUUGGCAAUGCUGGAGUAACGGACGACUUUUACAAUCCUGGAUUCUCCCAAGAUCGAUUCGAGGAGGAAAUGGCGGAGAAUGAGAUGAGGCGGCGAAUGAUGAUGGAGAGUGCUAGAGAUUUAGAGGUUGACUUGGGUAAUAUGGGUAUUGAUGAUCAACCUGAGUCACCAGAGGAGUUAGAAGAAGAAGGGCAAGAUUUCGAUUGGAGUCGAUGUUUACAUGAUCAAAUGUUCGUGUUCCAAGAAAGUGAACUUGGUCGAAUCUUGGAUAUUAUCAUCACCAACAUGUCUCCUCAACGAUCACCGUCUCAAAAACCUGUGCCGGCCAACAUGAUUUUCCUCAGCGCCAGGUAUGCUCAUUAUCAUGCAAGUCAUGAUCUUCUGGCCAAACUCCUCAUUAGCGCAAUGGAUAAGAUCAAUGAUGUGGUUGAAACACAUCAAUGGGACAUGACGAUAUUGGCUUUCUGGAUUUCGAAUGCUACAUUGUUAUUACAUUAUCUGAAGAAAGAUGCUGGGUUAUCCGAGUCAACAUCCGAAUUUCAACUUCAGCUUGCGGAAUUGAUCAAUGAGAUAUUUAUCUUGAUUAUUCGAGAUGCUGAAAGGAGAAUGGAUAAAGUCCUUGAUUCUGCCAUGUUAGAACAUGAAACCAUUCCAGGAUUCGAAGACGUCACAUUUCAGAAUGAAUGGAAGCUCUUCAAGAGAAAAGCGACUGUCAAAGAAGUGCCGAUUGAAAAAAGAUUCCGGCCACCUUCUCCAAAGGCAAGGGCUAAACCGUCACCUCGCAAUGUCACAUCUUUAUUAUCCUCGACUCUUUUUGUAUUGGAUCUCUAUGACAUACAUUCUGUCAUUACUUCUCAAAUAUUGGCGCAACUAUUGUACUGGCUUGGAGCCGAACUUUUCAAUCGUAUCAUGUCUAAUCGAAAAUACCUAGCACGAACCAAGGCAAUGCAAAUACGCAUGAAUGUAUCUAGUCUGGAAGAAUGGGCGCGAACGAACAAUCGACAACCUGAGCAUUAUGAACAUGGUUCUAUGACUUCUAGUGGAGAAAUGACUGUUGAAGCAACGCGGCGACAUCUCGCACCUUUGGUUCAAUUACUACAAUGGUUACAAUGUUUCUCCUCUUUGGGGCAAGAUGAUUUGGAAGCGUUAGUUGGAACAUUACAACAACUCACGCGACUUACACCUCAACAACUAAUACAUUCGGUAAAACAUUAUCGAGCCGAAGUUGGAGAAAAGGGUUUACCAAAGAGUGCCAUGAACUAUUUAGUCAAUCUACAAGAAGAGCAUAGAUUAAGAAAAGAGCGUCAAAAACGCACUUCUCAAGGUCUACGCAUGAGUGCGCCAUCCACACCAGCUAGAAAGGGAAGUAGCAAACCCUUACCUGAUACCCCUGAUUCGAACGGUCGUGGUGGAAAACCUCAAUCUCUAGAUGAUGAAUCGUUUGAGGAAGAUGACGAUGCACCUGAAAAUCUACUUUUAGAUCCAGCUCUUAUGCUUCCAUUCUCAUUACCCUCGAGUACGGAUAUGUUGAUUAGUUAUGGAGCGGGAUUUGGGGGGGUGAAUAGAGAGAGAGAAAGGAAAUACAUACCGACUGUCCCUCCGGAAUUUUUGGCAAAGUUGGAUUUGAGUGGGGGAAGAGCACAUUCAACGUAUCAUGAGAGAGAUUGGGAGAAUGAGGAGCUUUGA
Messenger RNA from Botrytis fragariae, 3516 nucleotides. Its product is annotated as putative dil and ankyrin domain-containing protein. The transcript has 5 exons. Bases 1 to 3516 code for a protein of 1171 amino acids. Gene Ontology annotation, biological process: allantoin catabolic process. Gene Ontology annotation, molecular function: allantoicase activity; GTPase binding. NCBI's taxonomy places the organism in Eukaryota, Fungi, Ascomycota, Leotiomycetes, Helotiales, Sclerotiniaceae. The record is from RefSeq and is a predicted model, not a curated record.